Molecule: messenger RNA, 420 nt
Organism: Malassezia restricta
Lineage: Eukaryota; Fungi; Basidiomycota; Malasseziomycetes; Malasseziales; Malasseziaceae
Product: cofilin
Exons: 2
Coding region: 1-420 (139 amino acids)
Biological process (GO): cell motility; actin filament depolymerization; actin filament severing
Cellular component (GO): actin cytoskeleton; actin cortical patch; cytoplasm
Molecular function (GO): actin filament binding
Source: RefSeq, a predicted model, not a curated record
AUGUCUUCGGGUGUAAAAGUAAGCCAAGAGUGUCUUGAGCAGUUUCAGUCGCUGAAGCUGGGCCGAAAGACCAAGUACAUCAUCUACACGCUUUCGCCAGACAAUACUGAGAUUGUUGUGUCCAAGACGAGUGACUCGUCCAACUACGAUGAUUUCCUUGCUGAGCUUCCACCUGCGGAAUGCCGCUAUGCCAUCUACGACUUUGAGUUUCAGAAGGGUGAUGAGGGUAAGCGCAACAAGAUUUGCUUCUUCACAUGGUCGCCUGACGAAUCCAAGGUGAAGCAAAAAAUGCUCUACGCGUCGUCGAAGGAGGCUCUGCGUAAGGCUCUUGUGGGUAUUGCCACCGAGAUCCAGGGCACGGACCUGAGCGAAGUUUCGUACGAGGCCGUGCUGGAGAAAGUGAUGCGCUCGACGUUUUAA